AUGGAAUUUGAUGUAUUUGACAAACUCAGCGACCUGGAGACGAAGAUCCACCUUCAAAAAGAAGAUCUUAAUAAGAAAGAUGCCUACAUUCAACAGAUACUGGGUCAGAAUGCACUUCUCCGACAACAGAUGGAAAUCCACAUGAAAGAACUUGCUAUUUUACGCAAGAACCAAUCAUCCGUAACUGUUGCCACGAUGGAUAAAGAGGUUCAAACGGAUGGAAAAGUCAAUGAAGUUGAAGAUACUCCAGAAAGCGCAUUUGCCGGUGCAGAGGCUUCUAUAGCUGAUAUCCUUAAACAAACGUCCGAUUCCGUCACCCAUAACAGCGGAUAUGUAUUUGACCAGCAGACUGGUCUUUAUUUUGACAAAAAUAGUGGCUACUACUACGAUCCAGAUAAUCAACUAUUUUUUGAGCCAAAGACUGGAGUCUACUAUAGCUACAACGAUGAAACCAAAGAAUACUCCUACCAUUCCCGUGUUUCCACGGAAUUGAGUGGCAAAUUUAAAGCCCUUCUGGAGAAAACCGCGAACAAAACUGAGCUUUCUGCAUCAGCGGUGAAGUCGGAAGAUCGUUACAGGGGUCGGAGACAUCGCUAUUCGUCAUCUUCGUCAACUGAUCGUCGUCGGCGACAUGGCCACCGAAGGAGUAGACGUUCGAGUCGACGUCGUCGUCGAACUAGGCACCGGCAUAGGUCUUCGUCUUCAUCGUCUUACUCAAGAAGUGGCUCUUCAGUCUCAUCCCCUUAUCGGCUGCGCAGGAGAAGCCGAGAUUACCGCAGUUCAUCAUCUGAUGGAGGACGUUCUUCACAGCGUCAUGGUCGUCGCAAAGACAGGGAGUCUGCACCAGAGGAAGCGAAGCCCGCCUGCAUAGCCGCGACCGCUGUUGUCUAUCCACCCUCUGUGCGUCUAAUGGUCCUCGCUUCCAACGCCGUCGGCCUCGCCGUAGGCUCCGUAGGUGUCAUCACCUCUCAGGAGGCCUCAACCGGCUGGGGCUGUCUGGGUAGAAAUUGGCACUACUGUCCAAUAUUCGACCUGACCCAAGAUACUGACCUCGACGAAAUUCAUUGCGAGAUCACGUUUAACGUCGUCGACGAGAGCUACUUUGUUAAAGAUCGAAGGACAGUAAAUGGCACCUACGUAAAUGGGACUAAACUUGAAAAGAAUGAAAAAAAAUCUCUUCGGCAUGGGGACGUCUUACGUAUUGGAGCCAACCGAUUUCUCGUGCACAUUCACCCGGGUCGCGAAACGUGCGGACAGUGUGAGGCCGCAGAAUUCCAAGCAGCUAUGGAAUCAGUGGCUAACUCUUCCAUGUUAACCGCUGUACCUGAUGAUGUGCAAUUGACCAAGUCGGAGUCGAAAGACUCUAUUAGAAAGGCCAACGUUGAUGCACUGAAAAUCAAAUAUGGGCUAAAAAAGGCAGGCAAGAAAGACGGUCGGUGGAAGGGCGGCGGCAGUCGGCAGAGGGCGCGACUCGUCGAGGAAAAACCGCACUACGAAGACAGGGCGGCCAAACGUCGUGCGCUGGAAAAGGCCAUGUCUUCAGAUAACCCAGUGCCGGUCAGUCAGACUGGGAUCGCCACUACGGCUAGCGUGAUUACCCCCAUUGACGAAACCAACGUGGGGGCCCGUCUUCUCGCCAAAAUGGGCUGGAGCCGGGGCGAGGGUCUGGGUCGUGAGAAAGGAGGCAUCUCUGAACCGAUAUCCGCGAGCAUGCGUUUGGACCAGCGCGCAGGGCUCGGCUUCGGUAACAUGGCAAUCGGCCAAAAUUCACUUCCUCUUGACGCAACUGCUUCAGAAAUCCGACACGCCCGAACGCUCUCGGUGACACGCGAACGCUACCGCCUUCUAGAAGAAAAAGAACGCGCGGGACAAUUGUAA
Messenger RNA from Mesocestoides corti, 1878 nucleotides. Lineage: Eukaryota; Metazoa; Platyhelminthes; Cestoda; Cyclophyllidea; Mesocestoididae. The record is from the annotation of a GenBank genome assembly.